UGGAGAUAGACCUGACAACCUUAUUUUGUAAAUAGUUUUCAGUGUUAUUUCUAUUUGUUUUGUCAAUUUUUCACUGUAUGUACAUUUAUCAUUAAAUGACUGUACGUGUUGUUUUAGUCAACGACCUUGAACACUUUUUCCGUUGUAAUUCUAACAUAGCGUGACACACAUUUUCGGUUGUUCACAAAUACACUAUUACGCACAUACCCAUUGUUCUAUUCUCGCUCGUUACCAAGUCAAUUGCGUUCUAAACUGGAUAUUAUCCUCAUUUCAGACUGCAGUGUCAUUCCCAUUAUAUCCUACAUCAAAGAAACUUAUUGGCGUCAUAUUUACCUCUGUGGGAUUAUUAUGCAUUUAUAAUUGUGGAUUUUUGAGACCAAAACUCAACAGAACACGCAACGACUAGCCGAUUUAAGUAACGUCCCUAAUUUGUUAUUGCAUUUGUAACAUUUAACUUGUAAAUAUUAAUAUUACUAUUGAUUGCUAUUAACUUUGUUGAUACUUUUGCGUUUAUAUAUUGUUUGGUCCAUCACAAUUAUUUGGUGAGCCUCGAUUAUUUUUUUAUAGACAUUUACUAUAUAUAUCUACAUAAUUUUUUUAUUAUUAUUAAUCGGCAUGACACCAUAUUUUUGUUUUUGUCAUUAUGAACUCUCCGGGUAAACUUAUUGAUAUUGAUAGUUCACCGACCAACCUUCUAAACUCUCCACAACCAGAGGAUAAUGUUUUAAACUCAAUCAACGCUAUCUCGGAACUGAGAUUACCAACGUACGGUGUUAGUAAUCCCAGGAUCUGGUUUGCACAGGUUGAGGCAUUAUUUUUGUCGAGAGGUAUACGCUCGCAAGCGACAAAAUAUGCAUACAUCGUUGGAGCAUUACCCAUAGAAGUGGCAGCAGAAGUCGGAGACCUGAUAGAUAACGUACCAGAAGCGGACCCAUAUGACAAAAUAAAAGCCGCAGUAAUCCACCGUACUUCGCAGUCUGAUGAAAAACGCUUACAGCAACUACUCACCGCAUGCGAGUUAGGGUACAAAAGACCUUCACAGUUGCUUAGACACAUGAGACAACUAGCAGGCUCAUACAAGUUAGAUGAAGCAUUACUUAAGCAGAUGUGGUCACAAAGGUUACCUUAUAGCGUCAGACAAAUUCUCAGCGUAUCAGGAGCCACUGUCAGUCUUGAUGAUUUAGCAGACAUGGCCGAUAAGAUAAUAGAAAUAUAUCCCGAUAGUCGGGGAAUUAACACUGUACAACCCGCUAGUAGAGAUGCUAUGAACCCUACUCUUGACAUGCAGCAACAAAUGGCACACUUAACACGGCAGCUAGCAUCACUGCAGGCGACUAUCUCCACCAUCCAUUCUCGACGCCCCAGAUCUAGGUCCAGAAGGAGGUCAGUAUCCAGACAUCGUCUUAGGUCACCUAAGCGGGCAGCCGGAAUUUGUUGGUAUCAUUCGAAUUAUGGUGAGAAAGCACGUCGUUGCACAAAACCGUGCAACUUCACGGCAAGCAAGCCAGACCAUCAGGGAAACGAAGUGGCCAGACAGUAAUAGCGGCAGCUGCUACUGGCCAACAUGUCAGCCGCCUCUUCCACAUCAGGGAUCGUAUUUCUGGCUCAGACUUUUUAGUCGAUACGGGAGCAGAAAUCAGCAUCAUCCCACUCCAUCUCUCACGCAGACAACAUACGACAAGCACUAAAUUGUCCUUGGUAGCGGCUAACGAAUCAGUUAUCAAAACUUAUGGAGAACAAUCUCUUUUAUUAGAUCUCGGGCUCCGUAGAAGAUUCACAUGGGUAUUCAUAGUUGCUCAAGUCAAACGACCCAUCCUCGGGGCCGAUUUUCUUAGUGCGUACAACCUGUUAGUUGAUAUGACCAACAAGAGAUUAAUCGACGUAAACACACGUUUACAGGUAAGUGGUACACUCUCCAACGACAACGAGAUCCAUGGUGUCCGAAUAAUGAAACCUGUGAACAACAACUUCAACGACAUUCUAACAGAAUACCAGUGCAUUACGAAAUCAGAUUACCAAAAGGAAGGUAACCCACAGCUGGUACAACACCAUAUCACUACCACUGGACCACCUAUUAGCGCCAGGGCGAGGAGAUUACCACCAAGCAAGUUGCAAGUAGCUAAAAGAGAAUUCGAACAUAUGGUGCAACUUGGUAUUAUCAGACCAUCCAACAGCCCCUGGGCCUCGCCGUUACACAUGGUACCAAAGAAGGACCAAGAUUGGCGUCCGUGUGGUGACUAUCGACGAUUAAACAAUCAAACCAUCCCGGAUAGGUAUCCCAUUCCACAUAUACAUGACUUCGCGUUAAAUUUACAUGGUAAAUGCAUCUUCUCGAAGCUCGACCUAGUGCGAGCAUAUCACCAAAUUCCAAUGGCACCGGAAGACAUUGAGAAAACAGCCAUAAUAACACCUUUUGGUUUGUUUGAGUUUCUAAGGAUGCCAUUCGGAUUAAAAAACGCUGCGCAGACAUUCCAACGCUUCAUGGAUAACGUAACAAGAGGCCUUGAUUUCGUGUUUGCAUACAUCGACGAUGUUCUCAUUGCAAGCUCAUCUUUAGAAGAGCAUAUCCAACAUGUCCAGACCCUUUUUGAUCGUUUUAAAAAACAUGGCGUCGUCAUCAAUCCUUCGAAAUGCAUAUUCGCAGUCCCAGCCUUAGAGUUUUUAGGACAUUACAUUGACUCUCAAGGCAUCAAACCACUCCCAGAAAAGGUUGAAGCUAUUACCAAUUAUCCCGAACCAACCUCGGUGAAGUCAUUACGACGCUUCCUCGGUAUGUGUAAUUUUUACCGCCGUUUCUUACCACAUUGUGCUGAAGUAUUACAGUCAUUAACCGAUCUGUUGAAAGCCGACAAAAAAGGUACGAAGAGAGAAGAAUCAAACAUUCAACCUAUCUCUUGAUGCCAAAACAGCGUUUGAAAAAGCAAAGUCGAUGAUAGCUAAUGCCACCAUGCUACAAUAUCUAAAUACUGACCCCACAACCCACUUAAUUCUGUGUACCGAUGCAUCUCAAAAAGCCGUCGGGGCAGUAUUACAACAACAGGUAAACAAUAUGACUACCCCCAUAGCGUUUUUCUCCAAAAGAUUGUCACCAGCCCAGGAACGCUAUAGUACCUUUGGACGGGAGUUACUUGCUAUCUACUUAGCCGUUAAACACUUUAACUUUUUACUACAAGGACGAACUUUUACCAUCAUGACCGAUCACAAACCUUUAUGUUACUCAUUCCACACAUCGUACGACCGACAUUCACCUCGCGAAGCACGACAACUGGAUUACAUCUCCCAGUUUACGACAGAUAUCCAAUUUGUCAAAGGACACACCAACGUCGUAGCUGACGCAUUGUCACGUAAGGACGUAAAUACCCUGUUACGUAAACAAGACAUCGAUCUAGAAACCAUCGCAAAACUACAAGUAGACGAUGCAGAUUUGAAGGUCUGCCAGGAGAAGUCUAACUUGAACCUUAAACCAGUACCCAUCCCUUUCUCAAAUACAUCUAUCAUUUGCGAUGUUUCAACGGGUAACAAUCGCCCUUUUGUACCUCUAGCAUGUCGUCGACAGGUAUUUCAUCAACUGCAUGACCUUUCUCACCCAGGAAUCAGAGCCACAAUCAAAUUGGUUACUGAGCGUUUUGUGUGGCCAAAAAUCAAUUCAGAUAUAAAACGAUGGACGCGAAGCUGCCUACAAUGUCAACGCAGCAAGAUUCAAAAGCACACGAUCAGCCCAGUUGGCAAGUAUCCCCUGCCGGAAAAACGUUUUCAGCAUAUCCACUUAGACAUAGCUGGUCGAUUGCCACCAUCUAAUUCAUUCACUCAUAUUCUCACUGCGGUGGACAGGUUCACAAGAUGGGCCAUAGCAUGCCCUAUUGCUGAUACUUCUGCAGAAACAGUAGCCGGCGUAUUCCUUGACCGUUGGAUAGCAAAUUACGGAGUACCUUCUAUCGUCACUACCGACCGUGGUCCCCAGUUUCAGUCUAUCUUAUUUCAGGAAUUCACAAGACUUCUGGGCGUGAACCACAUCAAAACAACAGCCUACCACCCAGCAGCUAACGGCUUGGUCGAAAGAUUUCACCGCCAAUUGAAAAGCUCGCUGAUGGCACAAGAUGAUACGACAAAAUGGAGUGACGCAUUACCACUUGUACUCCUGGGUAUCCGUUCAACUAUAAAGGAAGAUAUAGGUUGUACAGCCGCUGAGCUAGUUUACGGUACAACCCUUACAUUACCAGGUCAACUAGUGGACCCAAACACUUUAACACUAACGGACCCAAGUCGUUUUGCUAGCCAACUGCUGCAAACCAUGCAACGAAUCAAAGCCAUACCGCCUCGUGAACAUAACAAUCGAAUACAACUCAACAGAAAUCUAGAAACAUGCAAGUUUGUCUUUGUUCGAGUUGAUGCUGUUAAAAAGCCAUUGAAACAACCUUAUGAAGGACCAUAUCAAGUAAUUAAAAGAACGACCAAACACUUCAUAAUCAACAAGUGUGGAAAGAAAGAGACUAUCGCUAUCGAUAGAAUAAAGCCUGCUUUCUACGAAGCACAACUUGACAAAGAACAUACUAUUUCACUGAACCAACACCGUCCAGCAACCACCACUACAGCAGACAGGGAAGAAAAACUGAGUAUCAAACCUACUUGUUUAACGCGCUCAGGCAGAGCCGUAAAAAAACCCAAACGCUAUGUACAUUUCGCCGAAUAAAAAAAAUCUAAAUAAACAAUUACUGAUGUACUAUACGAUUAUACUCACCCGAUUUUUCCCAACAAAAUCCAUGAUUUUUUUCCUUUUUUUUUACAGUGUACAUAAUUAACCAUAUUUUUUUUCCCACAAUUAUUCGUUUUGUCACAUUUUUUUUUCAUAGAAAAAAAUUUGUUACAAUAAUAAACGAGUAAACUCUAUUUAAUUAUUCAUUUGUUGUACACACACACACAAAAAAAAAUAAGCAGUUCAUUUUUUUUUGGGGGUCAGUAACAGUCUGCACAUUAUUAUCAUUGUUAGCAAACCAAGCUUUUAAAUGACGGUAUUCUCAUUACUUUUGUUUGUCAUGCUAUGCCACAUCACCGCUAUUUUCACGCAAUAACACACUGUAUAUUGUUAACGUACAUGUCAUACGCAUCUCCACAUUGUUAAUUGGUUAUUAUUGUAAAUAUUUUUUCUUUGGUAUGAAAAUUUUUAUUAUUGUUAUUGUAACCAGUGUUACCUCCGGACACUCUGGGGGGAGCUAUGUGGAGAUAGACCUGACAACCUUAUUUUGUAAAUAGUUUUCAGUGUUAUUUCUAUUUGUUUUGUCAAUUUUUCACUGUAUGUACAUUUAUCAUUAAAUGACUGUACGUGUUGUUUUAGUCAACGACCUUGAACACUUUUUCCGUUGUAAUUCUAACAUAGCGUGACACACAUUUUCGGUUGUUCACAAAUACACUAUUACGCACAUACCCAUUGUUCUAUUCUCGCUCGUUACCAAGUCAAUUGCGUUCUAAACUGGAUAUUAUCCUCAUUUCAGACUGCAGUGUCAUUCCCAUUAUAUCCUACAUCAAAGAAACUUAUUGGCGUCAUAUUUACCUCUGUGGAAUUAUUAUGCAUUUAUAAUUGUGGAUUUUUGAGACCAAAACUCAACAGAACACGCAACGACUAGCCGAUUUAAGUAACGUCCCUAAUUUGUUAUUGCAUUUGUAACAUUUAACUUGUAAAUAUUAAUAUUACUAUUGAUUGCUAUUAACUUUGUUGAUACUUUUGCGUUUAUAUAUUGUUUGGUCCACCACAUGCUUACAAACUGGAAUAAGCUAGUAAGGUUCUAAUAAUUAUGCCGGAAAUUAUAUUCUAAGAUUGGUACGAACCCAACGUUUGUAGCGGCCUUCUGUAUAAUGCAAACAAAUGAACUUGAUACAGCUUGCCACCACGAGUGUGACGUCACAUUUGAUAACAAGAGGAAGUAAAGACAAACUCGGAGGAAAUAUAAGGCAUGACAGACUUCAUAAAGGGGGAAUUUCAAUUUCGCCACUUACUUCAAUCGUUUGAAAAAAGUUCGUUGAGAAUUUUGAGUGAAAUAAACCAAAGUUUCAAGCGAAAUAUGUCAUUCGUAUAAAUAUAUGGACCUUUGGGGAAAUGAACUGGAGUCAACAAUUUUACCAGUUCACUUGGUGCCGACAAAUGGGAAAACAUACAGCCUGCAUUGGCACUAUUGAUUACUGCGAAACUAUCAGAAUGCCACCAAAUGGCCGAGAAAUUUCAAGUCGGAGCAAAUCGCGAUAUCUUGACAAGGGGUGAUCUUAUCCGCAACGCAACCAUGUAAACUUAAUGUAUCGCACAGGGUCAUCUGUGCGUUCAAGUAACCACAGAUUUUGUCAUUUCAUAAUGUAUUUUUAAUUAAAUAACUAGAUUAUGUAGUUAAUUUUGCUCUGUUUUUAAUUUUUAUUCGCCACGUCCGACUGCGUUACACUGUAUGUCCAUUGCACGCUGGGAUGAUAUCUCAAAUAGACUGUCAGUGCAUGAUUUUACUGAAGAAAAGUUUGUUGUACUGUAAACUGUGUUUCUAUGAACAACUGCCUGUUGUCUUCAGUAUGAAAGCAGUUUAUAUGUAUCCUUUUUUUUCUUAGACUCAGAUGCAUGGGAAUACUUAAAUGGGAGCAAAAUAAUAAAAGCAUUGCAAUACGGUACUAAGCCCAUGUUAUGCUUUGCGCAAGUAAUAGUAGCUGACCUUAUCUAAUAUUCAUGAACUCAAGGUAAAUCACAACUGCAUAAAUUCUUUGCUAAAAAACAUGUGAUUUGGUUAUUUAUCUAUUCCACAUUUCUGACCAAAUUCAUCACUAUUUUUUUCAUUUAGAAUGCAACAGGAGUGAGCCUUCACAGACCCUAGAAACUGUUUCGCCCUUGGAACUAUGGCCCUAUGGAACUGUUUACGGGAGACCCAACGAACAGCAGAUUAUAAAAAGGAUGCUGGACGUCCAUUAUAGUCUCACAACCACUUCCAGUAUUUUUUUGACUUUUUUUACUCUUUCGUUUGGGAAAAAACAACAAAAACUGCAGCUUAACAUUACCAAUACAACUUUUAAACGGGAACUUCGUUUAAACCUUUGUUUGAUAUUCGAUUCUUAAUGAAAGUUCUUGAAUAAAUUUUUGAAUCUAAUGCUACUUUGUUUUAUCUACUUAAUCGUUGCAAGAAACUUGUGAUAAGCGAGCCUAUCAGCACCUAGUUCAUGUGUUCAAAUGGUUGUGGACUGAAUAGAAGCUUUCGCUUAACAGGCUUCCGUGUCUAGUAGCGGAGGAUCACCAAAACCUCCAGGCAGGAACCUAGGUAUGUUAACAAUAAAAGAGGAAAGAGAAAUUGGUAAAUCAUAGUAUGAUACUAUCCUUAAG
Messenger RNA from Schistosoma haematobium, 7342 nucleotides. RefSeq lists its product as uncharacterized. Gene Ontology annotation, molecular function: nucleic acid binding. Lineage: Eukaryota; Metazoa; Platyhelminthes; Trematoda; Strigeidida; Schistosomatidae. Gene Ontology annotation, biological process: DNA integration. The transcript has 3 exons. Bases 2930 to 4690 code for a protein of 586 amino acids. The record is from RefSeq and is a predicted model, not a curated record.